GAUAAUGGUGACUGUGCCUUUAAGAAGCAGUCCAGGCAGUGCAUGUUGGUGGUUUUAUUCCUCAGCGCACCUUCUGCUCCAUCACCAGACGAUGCACCCUGGCAACUUCUCACAGCAUCGGACCUGCAGCACAAAUGAGAGACCCUGAACAACAACGGUCAGCUUCAUAGACAUGUAAUGGAUCCAGUGUGACUGCUUCAAAUCCAUCCUGCCCAGCUGGCCUUUCAAACUCUGUAGCUAUGGCAACUUGUCCGAGAGGCUGCACCCCAGCGGUGCGCCUUUGUCAGAAACUGAACCGACUCAAGACACUGGAUGAUGACAUGAUGGCCACGUCGCUGAAACGCUGCCUCUCCACCCUGGACCUGACUCUGUUGGGAGUGGGUGGCAUGGUGGGCUCUGGGCUUUAUGUCCUGACAGGAACAGUUGCUAAAGACAUGACUGGGCCCGCUGUCAUCGUGUCCUUCAUUUUUGCAGGUAUCGCUUCUCUACUGGCUGCCUUUUGUUAUGCAGAGUUUGGAGCACGCAUUCCCAAAACAGGAUCUGCCUACAUGUUUACCUAUGUCUCUGUGGGAGAGGUGUGGGCCUUUCUCAUUGGUUGGAAUGUGAUUCUGGAGAACAUGAUUGGUGGAGCUGCUGUGGCACGUGCCUGGAGUGGCUACCUGGACUCCAUUUUUAACCACGCCAUCCAGAACUACACAGAGACUCACAUUAUGCAGUGGAACGUGCCCUUCCUUGCCCAUUACCCAGACCUCCUCGCUGCAGGGAUUCUAGUAGUUGCCUCGUUCUUCAUUUCCUUUGGAGUUCAAGUGUCCUCUUACCUCAACCACAUCUUCUCCACUAUAAGCAUGGGUGUCAUCAUUUUCAUCCUGGUGUUUGGCUUUAUGCUGGCUGAACCAGCUAAUUGGAGCGAGAAAGAAGGAGGUUUUGCACCGUUCGGGCUAUCUGGAAUACUGUCUGGCUCAGCCACGUGCUUCUAUGCAUUUGUCGGCUUUGAUGUAAUUGCUUCCUCAAGUGAGGAGGCAAAGAACCCACAGAAAGCUAUUCCCAUUGCCACUGCGAUCGCUCUUGCAUUGGCAGCGACAGCCUACAUCCUGGUCUCUACAGUGCUCACACUGAUGGUACCCUGGCAUACACUGGACCCCAACUCAGCUCUGGCAGAUGCUUUCUUCCGCCGGGGUUACAGCUGGGCUGGAGUUAUUGUGGCAAUAGGUUCCAUCUGUGCCAUGAACACCGUGCUGCUCUGUAAUCUCUUCUCCCUCCCUCGGAUUGUGUACGCCAUGGCAGAGGAUGGGUUAUUCUUCUCCAUUUUUGCACGCGUCAAUCCCGUCACCAAAGUCCCCGUCAAUGCUAUAUUGGUGUUUGGGAUCCUCAUGUCCAUUAUGGCUCUCAUCUUUGACCUGGAGGCCUUGGUUCAGUUCCUGUCCAUUGGCACCCUCCUGGCGUACACCUUUGUGGCAGCGAGUGUUAUUGUGCUGCGCUUUCAGCCUGAGAAAACCAGCUCCAAGGAAACCAGUUCCACAUCUCCCAACCCAAAUGCUGAGCCUUCCCCUGCCCCCUCAGAGUCUCAGACCAUAACUGAAGACAGCGGAGAGCUGAAGCAGUACGAGUCCUUCUCUGACAAACUCCAGCUGGUGGAGAGACAGGCGUCAAGAGAGCGGCGUGGUGUCGGGCAGCUGAAAGCCUACUGGGAACCGUACCUGGGAAAGCUGCUGGGGGACUGUGAGCCGGGUGAAGUGGUGGCCCUCUGCGUGCUGACUCUGAUAGUGAGCUCAGUCUCCCUCUGUGCCGUGCUAGAAUUUGGAACCAAACAGCUGCAGCUGCCACUUUGGAGCUUUACAAUGCUGCUGGUGAUCUUUAGCUUAGCCCUUGUUAUCAGCCUGGCACUCAUAUGGAUUCACGAGCCACAAACAAACAGCAAAACAUUCCAGGUACCUUUGGUUCCAUUGACUCCAGCUGCCAGUAUCCUCUUUAAUGUAUUCCUCAUGAUGAAGCUCAGCCAUCUAACCUGGAUUAGAUUCACCGUUUGGAUCGCUGUAGGUCUCUUCGUGUAUUUUGGCUAUGGGAUCUGGCACAGUAAGGAAGGCAGGCGGGAGCUGCAGCCCAAAGACAUGGCCGCCCGGUACGUGGUGUUGCCCAGCGGCAGCUUGGUAGAGACAGUGCAGUCUGUCCAGCCUGAGGGACAAGUGGACAGCUCGACGCAGCACAUCAGCCCCACCACUGCCCCGACAGCUGAGGAGUUUGUAGGAAAGAGAUGAUGUGUGACCAAACACAAUUAUUACUACUGCCUGGUAUUGUCUGUUGUCUCCCACUCAUAUGCUGUACUAUUACUCGUGUUCUUUCUGUAUCUCACUCCCUUUAGCGUGUGACUGGCCUGCCACAGUCUGUUCUCGUUGCUCUGCAAAUGUAAGCACACCACAGAAUGGGAUGCACGCUCUCUGUCUCGUUGUGAAGCCUAUUUGUAUAUCUUGUAAUACUCGAAUGUACAGUAGAGAGCUUUAUUACUGUCCUGUAAACUCCGAGCAUCAAAGUUGUGUUAUAUCCUUUAAGACCAGCUCUUCUCUUGCAACCUUUGUCAGAAUCCACAUGGUUCUAGGUUAUAUAUGGUGCUUUCUUUGUGACAAACUUUCAGUUAAGUAUACUCAGUGGAAGAUUUUUUUAAAUGCUAACACGGAUCUGAAGCUGGAAAAUCAACAUUCACUAACACUUUUGAAGAUGUCAUUUUGAGCAUAUGAAGCAUUCAUACAUUGCACGUUUGUUUUUGUUUUUUUUAGCUAAGCAGCGGAAUGCACCGACUUUUGCAAGUUUACAUUUUUUGCCUACUUUUCUCACAUUUUUCACCCCAAGCUCUAAUCAUUUGGAUCUUCUUAGUCCAUCUGCUCCAUUUGGUACUCAUAGAUUGCCCUAAUUAUAGUGAUUACUGACAAAUUAUUUAAUCCCAUAUUCUAAGAUAUGUAUUUAUUUUUCUACAAUUACUGUUGAUACGUUGCUCUUAUAUCACUCUUAUAUCUUCAGUUUCCUGUUUCUGUUAUUUUUGUGUUUCAGUAUGUUUUGCAUGUACCUCUAUUAAGUCUCCUGUAAUUUAUGUUCACCUUUUAAGUGGCUGACAACACUUCAGUGCUUCAUUUAAUCCCCUAAACCUCAUCUCAUGACCCUGCUCUUAUUUGUGUCACUGAUCUUGCUCUUGUGCAAUCUUUUCUCACGCACAUUUAGACAGCAUCCCGUUACCCUUUCUCCCAGUUGGUAUGAGAUUAGAAAUCAAAGCUCAUGAAAAACUGAGCUUUUAUUUAUUUUAUUAACUGAGAGAUAAGGAGCACAAAUAAGGCAUGCACAAACCUAGUGAAUGUGAAUCUUCACACAGGGUAGAAAAUGGGCAGAUUGGUUAUUAUGUCAAACCUCGGAUGUGCUCCAUCUCUCCGAGGCCUCCGUAAUCCCAGCAGAUUUGUAUUAGUCCCUGUCGCCAGUCUGCAGUUUGACCUAGAUUAGAGAAGCACACGUGAGAAUGCUCAUACAGAUAACAUUCCCACAGAAUACUCUUGUAAACAGCAGUGUCAAUAAGUGAACGUGAGGCUUUAUUUUUUAUAACAUAAGUAAAUGUACUUAAAAGAUCCCAAUGAAUUUUAUGUUUUUGUCGAUUUCAGUUUGUGUUUGCAUGUGUUACAUAAGAAACCGAUGGCCUUAAACGUGCUGUAAUCGAUGCAGACUGAUUCCCAAAGUUAAAGUAAUCAGUCUUGAUGAUUUUGUCGUUAAAUUAAUUUCUCAGUUAGAUAAAAAGUUCUGCACAAAGACGUCAUGCUUUCUAGUUAUUAAACCAAAACACAAACAUAGAAGAGAGCGUACAGUAAAGGAGGCAUUUUUGGCGUGAUUUCAUAGAAUUUUGUACAACUUUGCACACUGAAAACUAUUGUCUGAUAAUUUUCUGUUUGACAGUUUUAUGCUUUGGAUGUUGGGGCCAGUGACAGAUGUUGAUACUGUGGUGCUUUUUUAAGCUGAACGUUCUCUCACCUCUUUCUCUGUCUCUUUUGUGCCAGGAAGCACAGUUAUAAAUGACCCAAUUCUUUUCUUACUUCUGAAUAGUAUUGUACUCUGUACUUGCACAUUAAGUUAUCAACUCUUUCUGUUAUUGUGUAUGUCUGUAUAAAAUGCAAACGAUUGUGUUAUAAGUAAAAAAUAAAUGUUUUGAAGCAG
This is a messenger RNA of Centropristis striata (black sea bass), 4185 nucleotides long. RefSeq names its product solute carrier family 7 member 4 (gene slc7a4). The coding region runs from base 240 to 2255 and encodes 671 amino acids. The transcript is spliced from 5 exons. NCBI's taxonomy places the organism in Eukaryota, Metazoa, Chordata, Actinopteri, Perciformes, Serranidae. The record is from RefSeq and is a predicted model, not a curated record. Gene Ontology annotation, cellular component: plasma membrane. Gene Ontology annotation, biological process: amino acid transport; transmembrane transport. Gene Ontology annotation, molecular function: amino acid transmembrane transporter activity.